AUGGGAGCGAGAUGGGAGCGAGGUGGGGGCGAGGUGGGGGCGAGGUGGGGGCGAGGUGGGGGCGAGGUGGGAGCGAGCUGGGAGCGAGGUGGGGGCGAGGUGGGAGCGAGGUGGGAGCGAGGCGGGAGCGAGAUGGGAGCGAGAUGGGAGCGAGGUGGGAGCGAGGUGGGAGCGAGGUGGGAGCGAGGUGGGAGCGUGGAGGUGGGAGCGAGGUGGGAGCGAGGAGGUGGGAGCGAGGAGGUGGGGGCAAGGUGGGGGCGAGGUGGGAGCGAGGUGGGAGCGAGGUGGGGGAGAGGUGGGAGAGAGGUGGGAGCGAGGUGGGAGCGAGGUGGGAGCGAGGUGGGAGCGAGGCGGGAGCGUGGAGGUGGGAGCGAGGUGGGAGCGAGGUGGGAGCGAGGUGGGGGCGAGGUGGGAGCGAGGUGGGAGCGAGGUGGGAGCGAGGUGGGGGAGAGGUGGGAGAGAGGUGGGAGCGAGGUGGGAACGAGGUGGGAGCGAGGUGGGAGCGAGGCGGGAGCGUGGAGGUGGGAGCGAGGUGGGAGCGAGGAGGUGGGAGCGAGGAGGUGGGGGCAAGGUGGGAGCGAGGUGGGAGCGAGGUGGGAGCGAGGUGGGGGAGAGGUGGGAGAGAGGUGGGGGGAGAGGUGGGAGCGAGGUGGGAGCCAAGUGGGGGCGAGGUGGGAGCGAGGUGGGAGCGAGGUGGGAGCGAGGUGGGAGCGAGGCGGGAGCGUGGAGGUGGGAGCGAGGUGGGAGCGAGGAGGUGGGAGCGAGGUGGGAGCGAGGAGGUGGGAGCGAGGAGGUGGGGGCAAGGUGGGGGCGAGGUGGGAGCGAGGUGGGAGCGAGGUGGGAAGAAAAGAGAGAGACUAA
Molecule: messenger RNA, 861 nt
Organism: Knipowitschia caucasica
Lineage: Eukaryota; Metazoa; Chordata; Actinopteri; Gobiiformes; Gobiidae
Source: the annotation of a GenBank genome assembly